AUGUCUUCCAUUCAAGUUGCCGACCAGCUACCAUGGGAUCCUAACAACACCAAAUUCCCAUCGCGGAAGGAUCUUCCAAAUAUCCCUGGUGCACCUGAGGGUGCUGCUUGGGUCUGGGGCAAAGAUGAUGAGCUGGGCAGAUUGAACCUCUUGACGCCGCAGCGGGUCAAGGAAUCUAUUGCUGAGAUUGAGACUGGCGAGAUGGUGCGACUAGACCUUCCUCUCACAGUACCUGAGCACCCGAUUAUGGGCCGCGAGGUAUUCCAGCAUAACAUCAAAACGCUUGUUGAGGGUGUUGCUUAUGAUGAUACAUACACUCUAAAUACCCAGAGCGGGACGCAGUGGGAUGGAUUCCGUCAUUUCGCCCACAUCGACAGCAAUUGUUUCUACAAUGGGGCCAAAGGUAGCGACUUCGUAGGCGAAACCGCCAACCACCGCUGCAGCGUCCACCACUGGGCAAUGCACGGAAUCGCCGGUCGAGGCAUCCUCCUGGAUUACUACCACUACGCCAAAGCACACAACAAGUCCUACGACCCCUAUACAACACACAGCAUUACCCUAUCGGAGCUGCAAGCAUGUGCGACCUCUCAAGGCCUAGAUCUACGUCCGCAGUCCGAAGGCGGCGACAUCCGCGUUGGAGACAUGCUCCUCAUACGCUCCGGCUUCGUGGAUCGAUAUCACGAGCUGAGUAGUGAGCAGCGGCGUGCAGCUGCAACACAGUCCCACGAGGGCUUGUGCUUUGCGGGACUGUCGCGUGAGGAGGCUCUCCGGGACUGGUUGCACGAUUGCUAUUUUGCGGCUGUGGCGGGUGACUCGCCGACGUUUGAGGCAUGGCCUGUUCCUGAGAGUGACUAUUUGCAUCAGAGCUUGCUGGCGCUGUGGGGGUGUCCUAUUGGUGAGAUGUGGGAUUUGGAAAGACUCGCUGAGAAGUGUCGGGCGAGGGGGAAGUGGUCUUUCUUUAUGACUAGUGCUCCAGCCAAUAUGCCUGGUGGAGUUGGUAGCCAUGCGAAUGCCACUGCUAUUCUUUAG
This is a messenger RNA of Penicillium griseofulvum, 1029 nucleotides long. RefSeq lists its product as uncharacterized. Gene Ontology annotation, molecular function: arylformamidase activity. The record is from RefSeq and is a predicted model, not a curated record. The transcript is spliced from 5 exons. Lineage: Eukaryota; Fungi; Ascomycota; Eurotiomycetes; Eurotiales; Aspergillaceae. The coding region runs from base 1 to 1029 and encodes 342 amino acids.